GAUUUAGGAGUCCAGGCCCCAGCCUCUCCUCUCUCAGACCCAGGAAUCCAGGCCGCCAGCCUCCUACCCUCUCAGAACUAAAGUCUUGGCCCCCAGCCCCUUACAUUUCAGAUCUUAGAAUCUUAGCACCGGCUCCCUCCUCUCCUUAGCCUCAAGAGUCUGAGUUGCCAGCCCUUCCUCCCUAAGAUUUCAUGUUCAGCCCCUUCCGCCCCUCCUCACUCACACCCAGCGUUCCAGUUCCCAGAAGCUCCCUAGGCUCCAGUGCAGGAGGAGGAGGAGCUACAGGCGGGGCGUCCCAGUUAAAAGCCUCCAGACUCGAGUACUGUACCGAGCAGAGAGAACUGAAGUACUGGGGCCUCCUCCACUGGGUCCGAAUCAGUAGGUGACCCCGCCCCCUGGAUUCUGGAAGACCUCACCAUGGGACGCCCCCCACCUCGUGCAGCCCUGACGUGGAUGUUCCUGCUCUUGCUGGGGAAAAGCUGGGCAGGACACUCCAGGGCACAGGAGAACAAGGUGCUGGGGGGUCAGGAGUGCCAACCCCAUUCGCAGCCUUGGCAGGCGGCCUUGUUCCAGGGCGAGCAACUGCUCUGUGGCGGUGUCCUUAUAGGUCGCAACUGGGUCGUCACGGCUGCCCACUGUAAAAAAUCGAAAUACACAGUACGCCUGGGAGACCAUAGCCUACAGAAAAAGGAUGGGCCAGAGCAAGAAAUAGCUGUGGUUCAGUCCAUCCCACACCCCUGCUACAACAGUAGCGAUGUGGAGGAGCACAACCAUGAUCUGAUGCUUCUGCAACUGCGUGACCAGGCAUCCCUGGGCUCCAAAGUGAAGCCCAUCACCCUGGCAGACCACUGCAUCCAAGCUGGCCAGAAGUGCACCAUCUCAGGCUGGGGCACUAUCACCAGUCCCCAAGAGAAUUUUCCUGACACUCUCAACUGUGCAGAAGUAAAAAUCUUUCCCCAGAAGGAGUGUGAGGAUGCCUACCCAGGGCAGAUCACAGAUGCCAUGAUCUGUGCAGGCAAUAGCAAUGGGGCUGACACGUGCCAGGGUGAUUCUGGGGGUCCCCUGGUGUGUGAUGGUGCACUCCAGGGCAUCACCUCUUGGGGCUCAGACCCCUGUGGGAGACCCAACAGACCCGGGGUCUAUACCAACAUCUGCCGCUACCUGGACUGGAUCAAGAAGAUCAUGGGCAACAAGGGCUGAUUCUAGGAGAAGCACAGGAACUCCCUUAAUAAACUCACAACUAUAGAUGGC
Messenger RNA from Sapajus apella (tufted capuchin), 1251 nucleotides. RefSeq names its product kallikrein related peptidase 8 (gene KLK8). The transcript is spliced from 6 exons. Gene Ontology annotation, molecular function: serine-type endopeptidase activity. The coding region runs from base 418 to 1200 and encodes 260 amino acids. The record is from RefSeq and is a predicted model, not a curated record. NCBI's taxonomy places the organism in Eukaryota, Metazoa, Chordata, Mammalia, Primates, Cebidae. Gene Ontology annotation, biological process: neuron projection morphogenesis; memory; proteolysis.